Molecule: messenger RNA, 2695 nt
Organism: Maniola jurtina (meadow brown)
Lineage: Eukaryota; Metazoa; Arthropoda; Insecta; Lepidoptera; Nymphalidae
Gene: Oct-TyrR
Product: octopamine receptor
Exons: 3
Coding region: 531-1961 (476 amino acids)
Biological process (GO): adenylate cyclase-activating adrenergic receptor signaling pathway
Cellular component (GO): membrane
Molecular function (GO): octopamine receptor activity
Source: RefSeq, a predicted model, not a curated record
UCUACGUCGAGCGCACGCUACCAGCUACGGCGUAGAUCCAGCUACGUGAAACUAUAACUUUACGGACUUUUCAGUUUUCAUGAAGAACCUUAUUCAAAAUUGGAUGUUCAUCUAAUGGAUUAUUUUCCAUUAUCGUUCUUUUUCUUCUUGGAUGUUUCUUUACACUAAUUUCUGUAUUUCUGGUUAAUGAAGAGGCGUUUAUGAACUUAUUAUGGGAAUUUUAAUAUUUUGAAAAGUUUGUGUGAUAAUGACUAAACAAAUGGACUAAGUGAAUCAUCGAUUAAACGAAGAUUUUAGAAAAAAAUAUUUGAAGAUUCCAUCUUCUCGAAAAUGAACCGGUUAUGUAAAUGGGAGUUGUUACAAAAAGCUUCGAGCGCAGGAAUGGUGCCGUGUAAAGAUGUACAUCUAGAGGGAAUUACGUUUUUGGAUCAAAUGAAGAUACAUCAGAGUUAUUUACUCUUAGAAAGAAUUCGGAGCGUGUUGCCGAGUAACAUCAACAAUGCUACGUGAAAUGCCGAGGAAACAACAAAAUGGGCCACACUUACAUGUAUACCUACGCGAACUUAACUUCGUCGAAUUACUCACAAUCUUACAACGUAAUAGACGUUGAUAAAGACGACUGUGCUGUCGCAGAUGAGCCUACAUAUCCAAGUAGUUUCGGAAUUAUGCUGGCCGUCCCGGAAUGGGAGGCCAUUUGUACAGCCAUAGUCCUGACACUUAUCAUCAUUUCGACCAUUGUGGGCAACAUCUUAGUGAUACUGAGUGUGUUCACGUAUAAACCCCUGCGAAUUGUUCAAAACUUUUUCAUAGUAUCUCUCGCUGUAGCAGAUUUAACAGUUGCCAUAUUAGUCCUUCCUCUUAACGUAGCUUAUUCGAUACUCGGACAAUGGGUGUUUGGAAUUUAUAUGUGCAAAAUGUGGUUGACUUGCGACAUAAUGUGCUGCACAUCCUCCAUACUAAACCUUUGCGCGAUUGCCCUCGAUCGAUAUUGGGCAAUAACGGAUCCAAUAAAUUACGCACAAAAGAGAACUCUGGAAAGAGUGCUUCUCAUGAUUGGGAUAGUAUGGGCAUUAUCACUUAUCAUUAGCUCGCCGCCAUUGUUGGGAUGGAACGAUUGGCCCGAAGUUUUCGAACCUGAUACACCAUGUCGUCUAACCUCGCAACCUGGCUUCGUCAUAUUCUCAUCUUCUGGAUCAUUUUAUAUACCAUUAGUAAUAAUGACAGUAGUUUACUUCGAAAUAUACUUAGCCACUAAAAAAAGAUUAAGAGAUAGAGCUAAAGCGACAAAAAUUAGCACUAUAUCUAGCGGACAGAAUAGAUUCGCUUCUAAAGAAAGUGAUGAAAAAGACCAAGAUUCUGUAAGCUCAGAAGCCAACCACAACGAACACCAAGGCGUGACCCGCCUCGUAUCGGACAACGAAAAAAAGAAGAGGCCAAAAAAGUCGACACCUAAAAAGAAACCAAAGUGUAGAUAUUGGAGCAAGGAUGACAAAUUUCAAAACAAACUCAUCAUUCCAAUUCUGUCGAAUGAUAAUUCUGUUACUGACGUUGCAGAAAAUGUUGAGAAUCGAAAUACGUCUUCUGAAAGUAACUCGAAAGAAACUCAUGAUGAUCUAGAAGUGAUCGAAACUUCGAUAAAAGUUGAAAAACGUCAAAAACCGAGCCAACAGAAUACUGUGUACCAAUUUAUAGAAGAGAAGCAGCGCAUUUCUCUCACUCGAGAGCGUCGUGCUGCUCGGACGCUUGGAAUCAUUAUGGGAGUAUUUGUUGUGUGCUGGUUACCAUUUUUUGUUAUUUACCUUGUGAUACCAUUUUGUGCGAGUUGUUGUCUAUCAAACAAAUUCAUCAACUUCAUAACUUGGCUCGGAUACAUAAAUUCCGCUUUAAAUCCUUUAAUAUAUACAAUAUUCAAUAUGGACUUUCGAAGAGCGUUCAAAAAACUGCUGUGCAUAAAACCGUGAAUUGCAAAGUUAUAAAGAGAGAUCGUGCCAAACUGUAAAUGUAGUGAAAAGUAAAAUAUAUCAACAAUAAAGCCGCUGAAUUGCUCAAAUUACUAGAGAUUCAAAACUUUGACUUUUCUUCAAAUAAAGUAGUUGAAUAUGUAUUACUACCUAUUAUAUAUUAAUAUAAAACAAUUAAUCAUAUAGCAUUACGUAAAACAUCUGUAACAUUGUUAAAAUUGUAGUUUAUCUUGUACAAAAUUUCAUUUCACCUAAGCUGUUAGAUCUUAAUCUAUUAAAUAUUUAUUACUAAUAUAAUAAUGUUAUAGAAUUAUAUUCUAGAAACUGUACAUGAUUAAUCAUUUGGUGCAUAGCACAGUAGAUGAUUGACUGUUGAAUACUUAUGUAAAAUAUUAAUAUCUAUGUGAUCUCAAAAUACUAAAUUUAAAUAAUAAUAUUAUAUUUAUUUAAUAAUAAUAAUUUACGCCAACGAAAAUUGUUGUAUUAUAUAUAGCAAUAAUAGAAUUGUAAAUACAUAUCUGACUUUCUUUGUAUAUAUAGAUAUUAUUGAUGGUAUUUUAAAUAUGUUAACUCAAUAAAAUAUGUCUACUAAAAUAAUAAUGUUGCUUCACAUACUUUACUUAAUAUAAAAUUGACACUUGGAAAAAAAUAUUUUCUUUGUUACAUUAAAUGAAGAAAGGCGAAUUUAUUUAUACUCGAAUUAUUAUUAUUACUGUAUCCCUUUGAAAUAAUUU